Messenger RNA from Strongyloides ratti, 357 nucleotides. RefSeq lists its product as hypothetical. The record is from RefSeq and is a predicted model, not a curated record. NCBI's taxonomy places the organism in Eukaryota, Metazoa, Nematoda, Chromadorea, Rhabditida, Strongyloididae. Bases 1 to 357 code for a protein of 118 amino acids. The transcript has a single exon.
AUGGAUGAUGUCAAUAUUAUGAAAAAAAUGAUUGAAUUAGAAGAUACUUGUAAUAAUAAAUUAGAUAUUAAUAAUAAUGGAUGGAAAAUUGAUGUUAUUGGAGAGUGCCAGGAGGAGGAUAAAGAUAAGUGCUGUUAUUCACAAUUUUUUAAAAAAAAUAUAACAAUUUAUAAAAAAAUUAAGGUUAAUGGUAAUGUUACUAAUAAAAUUAAUGGAAAUGAUAAUUUAAUUGAAAAUUUUGUUAAAGAAAAUAAAGUACUUUGGUAUCGGUACUCUUUACCAGUGAAAAAAAGUUUAAUUAUUUGUGAGGAUAAUUCAACAAUUUUACCUCCGACAUUAUUUACAGAUGGUAGGUAA